Impatiens glandulifera is the source of this 1171-nucleotide messenger RNA. Its product is annotated as ADP-ribosylation factor GTPase-activating protein AGD12-like. The transcript is spliced from 8 exons. Gene Ontology annotation, molecular function: GTPase activator activity; phospholipid binding. Lineage: Eukaryota; Viridiplantae; Streptophyta; Magnoliopsida; Ericales; Balsaminaceae. The record is from RefSeq and is a predicted model, not a curated record. The coding region runs from base 1 to 933 and encodes 310 amino acids.
AUGAGUAAAUCAGGUAAAGGAAAAUUGAAAGAUCUGCAGAUGCAAAAGGAUAAUCGUUUUUGUGCAGAUUGUGGUUCUCCAGACCCGAAGUGGGCGUCAGUCAAUAUUGGGGUUUUCAUAUGCUUAAAAUGUUGUGGAGUGCACAGAAGCCUUGGAACACAUAUCUCAAAGGUUUUAUCGGUGACAUUAGAUGAAUGGACAGAGGAUGAAAUCGAGGCGAUGAUUGAUGUUGGAGGAAAUGCUUCUGCUAAUUCUAUUUACCAGGCUUAUAUUCCAGAUGGUUUCUCGAAACCUAGGCUAGAUUCUAGCCACGAGGACCGUUCUAAAUUUAUCAGGUCUAAGUACGAGCUGCAAGAAUUUGUGAAGCCUAGCUUACGUAUUUCUUCAAAUUCCAACAAGAAGUCAAGCAGCAAUUUGCAGUCUAGUUCAUCUCAUUCCGAAGGAAUGGUGGAAUUUAUAGGAAUGCUCAAGAUAAAAGUGGUUAAAGGCACAAAUUUAGCUGUCAGAGAUAUGUUGUCGAGUGAUCCUUAUGUUGUUCUUACUCUCGGGCAACAGAAAGCGCAAACAACUGUUAUGAGGAGUAAUCUUAAUCCGAUAUGGAACGAGGAGCUGAUGCUUUCAGUUCCCCAGAAUUAUGGGCCGGUGAAAUUGGAAGUGUAUGACUAUGAUACAUUUUCUGCUGAUGACAUAAUGGGUGAGGCAGAUAUUGAUAUACAAUGGAUGAUAAGUUCUGCAAUGGUAUAUGGGGAUGCUGCAAUGUUUGGAAACAUGCAAAUUGGGAAAUGGCUAAAGGCGGAUGAUAAUGCCCUCGUAGAAGACAGCACUGUGAAUAUAGUCGAUGGGAGGGUGAAGGAGGAAGUGAGUCUUAAGCUACAGAAUGUGGAAUCGGGAGAGAUUGAUCUAGAACUAGAAUGGAUUCCUCUUGAGCAAUAAUCAUCUUAACUAAUCUUAAAUAUAACUAACUCUCUUCUUGUAAUCAAUAAUAAUAAGCUCUCAAUUCUCAUUGAAGCCAUUUUGUAUAGAGAAUUCUAGUUUUGUAAAUCAUUUAAAGUUUUUUCCAGAUUCUAAAAUUCUUCACAUGUUUCUCCAUCAAGCUUUCUCUCUUGAUGAAGCCAAUUUUUCUUACUUUGUAACACAUUAUUUGACCUAAAUUUAUAUAUAGAGUUUCAUG